AUAACUUCAUCAUAUUGUCAAUUGUCAUUUUGUUUGACAAACAAAACUCGUUUGUGGUGAUAAUGAUAAAUAAUUGUGUAAAUUAAGCAAAUUCUGGACAAUGACUGAAGACCAAGAUGUUAAAGAUUCACAGUCAGACUCGGGCAGCAAAACCUUUGCUAAUAAAAACAAAGACAAGAAAGCAAAGCCCCAUCGGCCCCUGACAAAAAUAAUACUGCGGCGACUGCCGCCAACUAUGACAGAGGAAGCGUUUCUAGAACAAGUAUCGCCGAUACCAGAACAUGAUCACUUCUAUUUUGCCAAGCCUGACCCUUCUCUUGGCAACAACGUGUACUCUAGGGCCUAUAUAAAUUUUGUGAACGUCGAGGAUAUAUAUCUGUUCAGAGACAAAUUUGAUGGUUACGUAUUUUUAGAUGAGAAAGGUGUUGAGUAUGUGGGAAUUGUUGAAUAUGCACCUUUUCAAAGGAUUCCAAAAAAGAAGAAGAAGAAAGAUCCUAAAUGUGGGACCAUAGAGAGUGAUCCCAUUUACCAGGAAUUUAUAGAGAACCUCAGCAAAGAUCAAGAAACUGAGAAUCAACCAAAACUUGAAUAUUCUUAUCCUGUAAAUGAUACUAAUGACAAGAAAGUCCAGUCAACACCAUUACUGGAGUAUCUCGCAGCACGAAAGCAAGAUAAAAGAGGACGAGAUGAACGUAGGAGAAGAGAAAAUGACAAACGUAAAAUGAGAAUUGAAAGGAAAUCUAAAGAUAUGCCUAUAAAGGAGGAUGAGUAUGAAAAUGAUGUAAAGAAAAUUAAACCAAGAGAAGGAGACAAAGAUAAGCUAAGUGCUGAGAGGGAUGAUGACAUCAAAAGUGACAGCAAAGAUAGUACUAUAUUUGAAUCAAAAACAUACAGAGAUCAAAGAAAAAUAGGUACCAGCACUUUGAUUGAUAAAAAGAAAAAGAUAGAUAGCGAUAGAAAAGAAAGCAAAGAUGAUGACCUAGAUGAUAGCAAAUAUGGCAAAAAAGAUAGAUAUGACAAGUUCAAAGAAUCCCCACGUGAACUAAAAAGCAAGAAGUAUAGUGACACUAGAAAAGAAAGGUUGAAGCAAACAGAGUUGGGCCAGUCAGACAAGCAGUCUGUUAUAAAUAAGAUGAUGUCCACUGAAGGCAAAUCUAACUAUGAUGAUAUUAAACCAUUCACUCAACUACCUCAAGUGAAGACGGAUGAUUUAACCAAAUUAAUUGAGGAUUUGGACCGUAAAGUCAAACUAGAUGAAGCCAAAUCAGAUUUUAAGUCUCAGAAGGAGUAUCUCCAAGAAAAGUUUGACUUGAAUUUAAAAAAUGAUGGUGGUGAAAUUACUAAAAUGAGAAGGAAUAGUCUGGAAUCUGGUGACAUGCCUAGUAAGGAGGAGUCUGUAUUAAAAAGGCAGAAAUCUCUGGACGAUAGGAGCAAAUCUACGGACAGAGAGGGGUCUGAGGAAACAGAAAAAAGUGAAAGUAUUGACCGUCGCACUGAAAGGAGAAUUAGAAAUAAGGAUCGGCCCAGCCUAGUUAUCUAUCAGCCGGGAAUGGGCAAGUUCAGUAAACAGCGUCUGGCAAAGGAAAAAGACACACCGUCGAUGGGCAAAUCUAUAAACGAAAGCGAAAAGAAAGACACUUGAGACAACGGCUACGAAACCCGAUAUUUGGACAUCAUUCAACGGAAUCACCCUGAAGCUGGCAUCAAUACAGGUCCUUGCAGAUAGUAGAAGAGGACAUGAAUGUGCCAACUGAAGGACCUACUGUGUUAACUCAGACCUGUUGUUUUUAUUGUUUUAAUUUACGCGCAAAUGAAUGCAUCCAAGAUUUUUAAAUCUGUGUAAAAGCAUAUCAAAUGCAAUAUAUUUUUAGCUUGUGACCAUUUCAGUUCAGUUUAUUUUAUUUCUUUUAAAUAUAGUUCAUUUUAAAUGGGAA
Messenger RNA from Maniola jurtina (meadow brown), 1934 nucleotides. It is a transcript of the gene Upf3, whose product is annotated as regulator of nonsense transcripts 3B. The transcript is spliced from 6 exons. Gene Ontology annotation, molecular function: mRNA binding. NCBI's taxonomy places the organism in Eukaryota, Metazoa, Arthropoda, Insecta, Lepidoptera, Nymphalidae. Gene Ontology annotation, cellular component: nucleolus; cytoplasm. The record is from RefSeq and is a predicted model, not a curated record. Gene Ontology annotation, biological process: nuclear-transcribed mRNA catabolic process, nonsense-mediated decay; positive regulation of translation. Bases 101 to 1642 code for a protein of 513 amino acids.